Panicum hallii is the source of this 801-nucleotide messenger RNA. RefSeq names its product 3-oxoacyl-[acyl-carrier-protein] reductase, chloroplastic-like. Gene Ontology annotation, biological process: fatty acid biosynthetic process. Bases 40 to 801 code for a protein of 253 amino acids. Gene Ontology annotation, molecular function: NAD binding; 3-oxoacyl-[acyl-carrier-protein] reductase (NADPH) activity. The record is from RefSeq and is a predicted model, not a curated record. NCBI's taxonomy places the organism in Eukaryota, Viridiplantae, Streptophyta, Magnoliopsida, Poales, Poaceae. The transcript is spliced from 9 exons.
AGGAGAAGCGACCGUAUCAGGCCUGCAAACGCUGUGACCAUGGACGGCUGGGCGGCACGGCUUGAAGCCCCGGUCGCGGUGGUCACGGGAGCGUCCAGAGGGAUCGGCAGGGCCAUUGCUGUGGCUCUCGGCAAAGCAGGGUGCAAGGUGGUUGUCAACUAUGCCAAGUCAGGCAUGGAGGCUGAAGAAGUGUGCAGAGAGAUUGAGGAGUCCGGUGGCACGGCAUUCAGCUUCGCCGCUGACAUCUCCUGCGAAACAGAGGUUGAAUCCAUGAUGAGAACUGUAAUUGAUGCUUGGGGAACUCUGGACGUGCUGGUAAACAAUGCAGGGAUUACACGAGAUGCGCUGCUGAUGCGGAUGAAGCGGACCCAGUGGCAAGAAGUGGUGGACGUAAACCUCACCGGCGUCUACCUCUGUGCCCAGGCUGCGGCGACGGUGAUGAUGAAGAGGAGGAAGGGAAGGAUCAUCAACAUCGCGUCGGUUUCCGGGAUCAUCGGCAACGUCGGGCAGGCUAACUACUGCGCCGCUAAGGCCGGGGUGAUCGGGCUAACCAAAGCCAUGGCGAGGGAGUACGGGAGCAGGAACAUCAAUGUGAAUGCCGUAGCUCCGGGCUGGGUGGCGUCUGACAUGACCGCGAAACUGGGCGACGACGUCGAACGGAAGGCCCUGGAGACCAUACCAUUAGGACGGUUUGGGAGGCCAGAAGAGGUUGCCGGCCUGGUGGAGUUCCUGGCCGUUCAUCCUGCUGCGAGCUACAUCACUGGACAGGUUCUCCCUGUUGAUGGUGGCUUAUCGAUUUGA